CUCUUCGUCUAUAACGCGCACUGACAUUUAAUAGGCUGAAGGAGUUGGUUGCUUUGGUGUUUAAGCAAUGAAAUACGAAUGAGCACGUCGGCGAAUCGAAAGGAAACUCACCAGCAAAGAGUGUUGAAUGUUAGGGCGCUUGCUGUUGACUCCAGUUUCGGUUGCCAAAAGGAUUUAACUGCCCCUCCGUUCCGAUCUGUGGCUGCGCAGCCGUCAACAGUCAAAUACACGACUGGGAAAAUGACAUUUAAAGAGGAAAACUGCUUUUGUAAAAGCUAAGGAAGUGUGUUUUGGAGGGAGGGCAUGAAUCUGUAAGACUUCUCAGUGUUUGUUUUGUAGAUUUUUUUUUGGUUUUGGUAGUGGGGAACACCUAGUUCCAAGCGGAGGGACGCCUCUUGACAUUAUCUGCUGCGUGGACUGCUGCUUUGUUUCUGCCGCACAAAUGGCAACAGCUCUCAGAGAAAGAAACCCGGGAGGUCGCGCACCUAACCCGAGGAAAGGCCGGAUUUUAGGCAUCAUUGAUGCGAUCCAGGAUGCUGUCGGACCGCCGAAACAAGCUGUCGCUGACCGCAGAACAGUGGAAAAAACGUGGAAGCUCAUGGAUAAAGUGGUGAGGCUGUGUCAGAAUCCCCGGCUGCACCUGAAGAACAGCCCGCCGUACAUCCUGGAUAUUUUACCCGACACCUAUCAGCACUUGCGUCUCGUGCUCUGCAAGUACGAGGAGAGCCAGAAGCUGGCGCAGCUCAGCGAAAACGAAUACUUCAAAGUGUACAUCGACAGCCUGAUGAAGAAGUCCAAACGGGCAAUCCGCCUUUUCAAAGAGGGCAAGGAAAGGAUGUACGAGGAGCAGUCACAAGACAGGCGGAACCUGACCAAGCUCUCGCUCAUCUUCAGCCACAUGCUGGCGGAGAUCAAGGCCAUCUUCCCCGGGGGGCAGUUCCAGGGGGACUCCUUCCGCAUCACCAAGGCCGACGCCGCCGAGUUCUGGAGGAGGUUUUUCGACGAAAGGACGAUCGUCCCGUGGAAGGUGUUCCGUCAGUGCCUUAACGAAGUGCAUCCCAUCAGCUCGGGCCUGGAGGCCAUGGCCCUCAAGUCCACCAUCGACCUCACCUGCAACGACUACAUCUCCGUCUUCGAGUUCGACAUCUUCACCCGGCUCUUCCAGCCCUGGGGCUCCAUCCUCCGAAACUGGAAUUUCCUGGCGGUGACUCACCCCGGCUACAUGGCCUUCCUGACGUACGACGAGGUGAAGGCGCGACUGCAGAAGUACCUCAACAAGCCAGGCAGCUACAUCUUCAGGCUGAGCUGCACGCGGCUGGGCCAGUGGGCCAUCGGCUACGUCACCAACGACAGCAACAUCCUGCAGACCAUCCCCCCCAACAAGCCGCUGUUCCAGGCCCUUAUCGACGGCUGCAGAGAAGGCUUCUACCUGUACCCCGACGGACGCAGCUACAACCCGGACCUGACCGGCCUCUGCGAACCCACGCCUUACGACCACAUCAAGGUCACGCAGGAGCAGUAUGAGUUGUACUGUGAAAUGGGCUCCACAUUUCAGCUGUGUAAGAUCUGCGCAGAGAACGACAAGGAUGUGAAAAUUGAGCCUUGCGGUCACCUGAUGUGCACUUCCUGUCUGACGGCAUGGCAGGUACUGUCUGUCUGUCUGUCUGGUGGUGUUGGUGUCCAGUGUACGGACAGGCAGAGUUCCCCGGGGAUGUCUCCGAGCUCAUCCCCCGUGUCCCAGCGCAAGAGGUCACCGCUGGACCCUGCCAGCAUCCAGCACCUCACCCUGCCGCCCGUCCCGCCCCGCCUGGACAUCAUCCAGAAGAGCGCGGGCCGCUCGCCGGCCGCCAGCCCCACGGGCUCCCCCAAGUCCUCCCCCGGGGUGUCGCGGAGACAGGACAAACCCCUCCCGGCUCCUCCCCCUCCGCAGAGGGACCCGCCUCCUCCCCCGCCCCCGGACCGGCCCCCUCCCGUCCCCCCGGACGGCCGUGCCGCCCGGCUGCCCCACCCCCCCACCUCCGAGGCCGCCGCCCACCUCCCCCCUCCUCCCCCUCCUCAGGAGGCCUGGAGCCCGGGGGAGAGCCUCCAGCCCAACGGUCGCCACGGCGCCGACCGCUCCCCCAAACCGCCGCACGGCGGCCGGGCCGACAGGACCGCCGCGCGAUGUCACCAGCGGCCGGAACCCGCCGCCGAGGGCGCCAAGCCACUGGCCAACGGCCUCCUGCCCAGCGACGAGUACGACGUCCUCCCUCCCCGCCAGUCCCCUCCCCCGCCCCUGCCACCUCCUGCCACAGCCGUCAGCCAGAGGCUCCAGUGCCCUUUCGCUGAGGGGGAGAGGGGGGGUCCCAGGGGGGCGGCGGAUCGGGCCGAAGACCAGUACCAGGUACCCAACUCUCACCCCGCAACAGCCUCAAACUCCCAGCAUGCCUCGCCCUGCGUCGCGGAACAAGCCCCGCCCUGCGCCUCGGGACCGGCCCCCGGCAGAGUCCUGGGGAACGGACACUGUGUUCACCCGUCUCCUGAGCGACCGGCACAGCGGCAGAGACUCAAGGCCUUCGAGCACGAGGACCUGUUCGGCACCCUGCCCCCCGCCGAGCCCCCGCCCCUUCCUCCCCCCCCAUCGCGCCACAGCUUCGUGGAGGUGUCCCCGUCCGCCCCCUGCGCCCGAGCCCGCCGGCCCGCCUCGGGGCACGAUCCCGUCCCGUUCGUUCCAGAAUUCUUUGACUUGCUGAGUGGGGCGGGGCCCUCUGCCACAGUAUCGAGGCUGGAGGGGGAGGGCAGUAAAUCUGCAGCGAGGCUUUCCCAGGAGUACGACCACCUGCCCCCCACUACAGUUUUGGCGGACGGCGUCCAGGCCCCCGCCCGGCCGCCCAAGCCCCCGCCCCGGAACACCCCCCCGGAGGUCCACCACAGGAGGCCCCACGGCAAGGGGUCGUCGGGCCACAGCGCGGACGCCAAGAUCGCCCGGCUGAUGGGCGAGGGCUACGCGUUCGAGGAUGUGAAGCGGGCCCUGAUGAUCGCGCAGAACAAGGUGGACGUGGCGCGCAACAUCCUGCGCGAGUUCGCCCUGGUGGCCCCCCGGCUCAACCUGUAGCCCCGCCCGGGGGGGGGCGGGGGGACCGGGGGUCCGGGACGUCCCCCCCCCCCGCCUCCUAGAAGUGGACUCUGUGGAGCGGUUUCACUCCAAAACGACGGUCUCUGAGAAUCAGGGUCGAUGCUGAAAAGGAGAAUUUAAAAAAAACAGAGAAAAGUUUACCUGUCGAACACUAAACCUGUGAAAAAUGUUGUUUACAGUGGACUGCUGAGCGGAGGUGCGCGCCUCUGGCAGGGGAGGGGAGGGGAAGGGAGGGGGGAAGGGAGGGGGGGGGGGGGAGGGAGUCGCUGGUGCUGCCUUCUGGUUUCUGUUUUCCUCGGGUGGAGAGACUGUCGCCAUCCCGCUGCUACUGCCACUUACUCCACCCUUUCAUCCGCCCAUCAGCGAACACCGCCUGGCUGACGUUCUGAAAUCUGUUGUAGAUCAUUAUUAUUGUUAUUAUUAUUAUUAUUAUUAUUAUUAUUACUAUUAUUAUUAUUAUUAUUAUUAUUAUGUCAUUACCCUUAUAUAUUUUGUUGCUUUAAAGGACUGGGCAUUUAAACUGAAUUUAAUGCAAAAAAAAAACUACAGAACUGGGGGGGAAAAAGCAACGCAAUGCAUGUGGCCUUCACUACUGAACCUGUUUCUCUGGAGGGCCCUGAGCCCGGCCCACGGAUCGCCUGGGCGCUGGAUGUGGUGCACCGCAUCACCGGGUCACCGCUCAGACUCCGCCAUCAGACUCACGCUGUCCACUGCGGCCCUUUCCACAUACGAAUCUGCAAAAAAACUUUGAUAAGGUCAACCCAGGGUAUUUCUGAAACACUCUCUUAAGUUAAAGUGUUGUUCUUUUCUGGUUGGGUAUCAGGGGAUGUGUAGUUUUCAGGGUACAGCUGAAUCGGUGGCCAGACAUGAGAAAAUGGGACCCAAGGUGGGUGAGCGUUUGGUCGGCCCGUGACGUGGGUGCUCCAAGCAAGACGGCCUCUUAGGAGGGCUUGGAAUGUCUGCCGAGAGGAAUCUUCUUCAGAGGAGAAGUCCUCGAUCUUACAAGGACUUACGUUGCCUUGAUCCUUUCAGCACUCCAGUGGCCAAUGACACAUGGCUUUGAUGACGUGCGGGCCAAUGACACAUGGCUUUGAUGACGUGCGGGCCAAUGACACAUGGCUUUGAUGACGUGCGGGCCAAUGACACAUGGCUUUGAUGGCGCGUGACUUCGAUGACGCGCGGGCCAAUGGCACAUGGCUUUGAUGACGUGCGGGCCAAUGACACAUGGCUUUGAUGGCGCGUGACUUCGAUGACGCGCGGGCCAAUGGCACAUGGCUUUGAUGACGUGCGGGCCAAUGACACAUGGCUUUGAUGGCGCGUGACUUCGAUGACGCGCGGGCCAAUGGCACAUGGCUUUGAUGACGUGCGGGCCAAUGACACAUGGCUUUGAUGACGUGCGGGCCAAUGACACAUGGCUUUGAUGGCGCGUGAGUUCGAUGACGUGCGGGCCAAUGGCGCGUGACUUCGAUGACGCGCGGGCCAAUCUGCGCGUGGCUUCGAUGACGCGCGGGCCAAUGGCGCGUGGCUUCAAUGACGCUCGGUCCAAUGGCACGCUGUGAUGAGCCGCACGUCUGGAGGCACGCUCAGCGUGGGGGGAAAGGGUGGCCUUUCGACUGUUUUACUAACUUUCUCAAAAGUGAACCGAAUGUAUGAGCUGGGAGUAGCCCAGUGAUCUGAGCGUUACUAACGCCCGCCCCCACCCCUAAAACGCAGUGCUUUAAUUGGCUGCUUUAACCUGUAACACAUCCCACCACCACCAUUUUCUGUCUUUUUUUGUGCUAAUAAAAAGGAAAGAAAUCACGACCCCGAGGGCUCGAUCCAAUCGCUUAUUUUUGCAUCCUUACCUCGUGUCCUUCCCUUGCUCCUUAGUUUCUGCCAUAGGAGGACGCAAGGAAAGGACGCAAGGACGGAGGAUUCGAGGAGCCAUGUAUUGGGCGAACGGAAUGUCCAUGUUCAGUCAAGUGUCAGCUUGAAGACACGUCAAUUACGGACGUGGCAGAUGGAGCGGUCGAUCCGCCGGUCCAUCAUUUAUACAUAUCACCCGUUCUGACAAAAUACACUUCUGCAAAGGAUGCGCUCGUGUUUCCUUGCUCAAACAUUCUCCGGGAGCCCUCCUGGCUCCUUGCUCCUUCAAGGAGCAUUUAACGGGUCGUAACGUCCUCAAAGACGGCGAACCUCGAUCGUUUUCCAGGUCAGGCGAGGACGGACGAUAAAACAAGUGAUUGGAACGAGCCCCAGAUGACCCGGGUUCCGGGGAGGGGAGCGUGCGUUUAGCAUUUCGGCUGCUCGUGAAUGGGGAAGUGCCAUAGUAUAAUAUCAUUACAUUUAGCUUUUUUUUAUUAUUAUUAUUAUGGAGAGAAACAAGCGGAAGAGUGCAGAAUGAUGUUGAUUAUUGUGCCAAAAAUGAAAUGGCCGGUGCGGAGUAAUACUCCGCGGUUCGUGUUGUGGAACCGCGAGUCCGCUGGUCGUUGCUUUCCUGUUCUCGGUCCUCGUUCUGACUGGAGGCCGGGGAGCUGCGGCUCGCUCCCGUCCGCUUCCGUCCGAUAAAUCCUCGCAAGUGUUCUUUUAUCCCCCGAUUACGGGCGAGUCCUCCCGCCCGAGAACAUCGUCUUUACUCUCCGCGGUCCGGCGGCCGGCCCCGAUUUGAAAGCGUAAAAAUGUAAUGAAAGGCUGUUAUUGUGAUGCAGAGGGCUUUUAACGCGUCCGGGAGAACCUGGGCGACCUCUUCCCUGAACCGCUUCCCUGACUUCUCCAAAUGGUGUCGAUUUUGAGAAAGGGGAACAAGGCUGACUCAUGCUGGUGUCUUGUGAUUUGUUUUCUUUGGUCACGUGAUCAUGUAUGUCUUUUGGUUUUGUGGAAAGAUGGACGGAACACAGCAUCUAGAUUUGGAGAUUUUGUUGUUAGUGAUUUGCCCCCACUAACCUCUUUUUUUCCCCCCCUUAAGACAGUUCUCCCAUAAUUGGUGCUAGCUGUCCUGUAGCACUGUGCAGCCUGCUGUUUGGAAAGUAAUCGCAUGUUAGUGGGCGAGUGCCUCAUAAUAGAGCACACGUCUCCACUUUAACGCCGCUUGCACAGGUACCUGUGAAAAACACAGUGGCUCCAGAUACAAUAACCCAUUCAAAACUGUAGAGAAAAAAAAGGGAGAAACUGAUUUGAGAAAUGUGCGAAGCAACCCCCGUUUCAGAAGAAAAAAUGUAUUUGAUUACAGUAAAAACUGUCACACGAAAAGCAAUCCUCAAAAUGCAGGAGAAGUGUGCAGGGUUUCAUUUCCGUCCUGUUUUUUCAAUUAAUGAAUUGAACCGGGCUCAUUUCCUGAAUUGAUUGAAUUGAAUUGGAACGGAAUCGAACCCCCCGCCUCUGACGCUUUGCCCGGGCUGUGGAGUGCGGGGCUCCUGGCGGCGGCGGCGCGUGCGUUAGCAUGCUAAUCAGCGCCGAGGUAAAGAUCUUCCGCAGGUGUGGGACUCUCUGGCGUGCUGUCCGUUCCAAUUUCCAUCCCUAACAAAAUCUCCAAAUUAAAUCUGCAACAGAAAUAAUUAUUUUGUUUCUUGUUAUCGCAAGAAGAUAAUUUGUGUAGUCCGGCAUCUCCCGAGUUCGCAUUCGAACAGUAUUACCGCAGUCUUCAAAACGUAAUCGAAUCACGCCAUUUGUUUAUUGCCAAAUAUGCAAUGACCAGAAUCCAUUUGGCUGUCACCUUGUGUAGUUCUCGGAGAAAAUCUAAAUUUAAAAGAUUUAUUUUUUUUACGGAAAAUCCGUAGUGAUUAUAUUUGAUUGUUCGAGGUUCUCACAACGACAGAAAACAAUAAAAGGAAAACGAAAAUAACGCUACUCUUCUGCGACGCCAGCGCGACAGGAGCGCAGUCUGGAACACCACCACCACCCCCCUCCCCUCCUCGGUCCGGCUGAAUAUGGAGCUUCCGCUGUGCGCUAAGGCGUGUUUCUGUGCUACAUGCCCUCCGGCCAGAGCGCAUCCAGCCUGACAAACAGGGCCGGCUGUGUGAGGUUCUGGGCGUGGGGCUGACGGGAGCCGCAGCCUCUGUGUGCAAAGCCAGAACACUGCCUUUCUGUGAGACGAGACAAGUCAAGUCUCUGCUUAGCCUUUAUAGUCCUGCAGGGUGCUGAGAAGCUACGCUGCGUUGUCUCAGACAUGCAUGUUAAACUGAUGCAUGCUUUGGGUGCCCCUCUCUACAAAGCCCUUGAUUUGGAGUGUUUUUUUUUGUUUUGUUUUUUUUUUUGGACGAAAAUAUAAGACUUUGAAUCUUUUAUAAACGCAUUGUUCUUGAAUGUGCAUUGCUGUUGGGUUUAUAGAAGCCCAUCUGUGGCAUUCUAAGACUGGUGGAUUCUUAAUAAUCCUGUAGGAGGUUGGGGUCCUGCAAUGUGCUGGCAUAAGACAGUGUUAGCACACCCAUCUGAUUGACAAUUUAAGUUCAAAUGCUCUAUGAGCUAGCGACACAAAAUCAGUCCUAAUAUCUGCAGUACCAUGGAUUUUGUCCGCACAUCCAGGAUUCAGUCUCUUUUAAAAAGAUCUGUCCUCUUUAAACGUGCCGCAGAAGGGCUCGUCACCCCAGAGAGACUGCUGUUUUUCUCAGCGUUUAAACAUAACCGGUUGCGUUGUGUACUAAUUCUCCGAUUAUGCGUAAGUGUAUUUACUCGUGGUUAACGGUGAGUUCGUUAAAGAGGCCAUUUUGGAGAGUAACUAGCGGACGGGCGACAGAAGCGGUGUGUUCAGAGCCGUUUUUAAUGAGGCCUUUAGAGUUCACGGCGGCGUCUUAAUGAGGGGCCGUCGUCGAGCGAUCCGACUGCCCGUGUCUUCUGCGAGUUUGCCUGGUUCUGCCACUUCUCCCCAUUGCCGUCUUUUUCUUUCGUUACUUUGAAGCCUAAUUUGUUUUCACUUUUUUCCAUUUUCUCUUGUCCUGAACUUGAAAAGUCUCCAAACUGCUAAUAAGCCUGUCUGGGUGGGCUAUGUCUUCAGGUGGCAGUAUGUCUUUUUUUACUUUAUUUUUAGAGAAAAUGUGUCGAAAUGCCCUGUCUAAUAUGUAAAGCUGUGAUAUGUUCAAUUAAUUUAUAUUUUAUGAAAUCAUUAUUUUGAUUUUUUUUUUCUUCUGUGAUACUGGUGGCCUACAGUAUAAUCUGUUGUGCAAUGUUUUAUAUAAAUUGGUUGCAACAUUUGAA
Molecule: messenger RNA, 8284 nt
Organism: Anguilla rostrata (American eel)
Lineage: Eukaryota; Metazoa; Chordata; Actinopteri; Anguilliformes; Anguillidae
Product: E3 ubiquitin-protein ligase CBL-B-like
Exons: 17
Coding region: 443-3094 (883 amino acids)
Biological process (GO): cell surface receptor signaling pathway; negative regulation of epidermal growth factor-activated receptor activity
Cellular component (GO): membrane raft; plasma membrane
Molecular function (GO): ubiquitin protein ligase activity; phosphotyrosine residue binding; SH3 domain binding
Source: RefSeq, a predicted model, not a curated record